AUGGACUUCCAUUCAAUUUUAAACGAAUCUACUGCCUCAUCGGCUCAUGCCGAUGGUGACGAGGCAGCAGAGGCUUCUAAAGAAAGGAAAUGUAGCGUGCUAAUGUCACUCGCACUCAGCGUGGUCAAACGCGAGAGUGAAAAGGCAGUGCUGUUAAAGCUUAAAGGUUAUGAACGAGCUGAUAUAGAAAGAACACGAGGAAAGCACUCGGUUGUGUGUCGCCAUUGGCUUAAAGGGAUGUGCAUGAAGGGCGAGUUUUGUGACUUCUUACACCAACUUGUAUACUCAAGGAUGCCACCGUGCAGACUAUUCGAAAAGAAUGGGUUCUGUAUCGAUAAUCAACGUGGUAACUGUAUAUUUCAACAUGUUGUUGAACAACCAGAUUCCGGUGCAGCACAGGAUCCUAGGAUCAAAGAAGCUAUCGCAAAUGGUAUCAAUUUUGCCGAAAUAUCGCAUGAAACGGACCCUGAUGGAUUUGCCACUGCUUUUGUUCUAGCUGUGGCAACUGUCUUCCCGAAAAUAACAGAUUGUUCCAUAAUGGAAGAGGCAAUACCACCAUCACCUCAACCGCAGGAUCUUGGAGAACCUGCCGAGCCUGUGAUUGGGGCAACCACCGCUCAAGAUUACGAGGAACACGUAGAUGAGCCUGUUAUCAGUGCUUCAAUACCUGGGUUGCUUAAAUUAAGUAGCACGUCAAUGUUCGAAGGGGAACGCAGUUCAAACGCAUCCUUCGAUAUCAAUAGCAGAAAUACAAAGUGUUUCAUGAUAAAGAGUAACAACAUGAUGAACAUAUAUUUUUCUAUAUGUUAUGGGAUAUGGGCUACUGGUAUCAACAAUACAAUGAAACUGAUGAACGCUUUCCAACAGUGUGAGCACGUGGUACUCAUCUUCUCUGGGAAUGAAAGCGGAGGGUUCCAAGGUUAUGCGAAAAUGAUGACACUGCCCAUACCUGGACUUUAUAAAGGUAUAUGGGGGAGUUUCCAUUCAAGGCUCGGUGAAAAUUUCAGGGUUAAAUGGAUCAAGCAGUGUUCCGUGGAAUUCGAGGUGCUGAGGCAUGUCACCAACCAGUACAACCAGAAUCUGCCUCUUAAGAAAUCAAGAGACGGUACAGAGUUGCCACUAGAUGUUGCAGAAAUAAUAUGUAAUACUCUCUACAGUGCUCCUGAUGACGAUCUACUUAAAGGUGAGUUAAGAAAUGAGGUUAAUAAUGAACUGCAGGAACACCGAUGGCAACUUGGGAACGCAUCGACCAUUCGACUUAUUUCGACGAGCUAG
Babesia sp. Xinjiang is the source of this 1275-nucleotide messenger RNA. Its product is annotated as 30-kDa cleavage and polyadenylation specificity factor 30. NCBI's taxonomy places the organism in Eukaryota, Apicomplexa, Aconoidasida, Piroplasmida, Babesiidae. Bases 1 to 1275 code for a protein of 424 amino acids. Gene Ontology annotation, molecular function: mRNA binding; metal ion binding; N6-methyladenosine-containing RNA reader activity. Gene Ontology annotation, biological process: mRNA splicing, via spliceosome; regulation of mRNA splicing, via spliceosome. The record is from RefSeq and is a predicted model, not a curated record. The transcript has a single exon. Gene Ontology annotation, cellular component: nucleoplasm.